UUCCGGUCGGCGGCAAGAUGGUGGCGCGCAGCAAGAAAGGCGCGGCGCGGGACGCGGUGGAUACCCCCAGUCCGCCAGGGUACACAGCCAUUCCCAUCAAAUUCUCAGAAAAGCAGCAGGCUUCUCAUUACCUCUAUGUGAAAGAACACAGAGUUCGAGAAGGCACGCAGUCAGCCUGGCCUGAGAAGUGUACCCUUUUUGUCCUCAAUGUGCCUCCAUACUGCACAGAGGAGCGCCUGGCACGUCUCCUGUCCCCCUGUGGCCCCAUCAAGUCUGUGGAGUUGCAAGAGAAGCCAGACCUCACCGAGAGCCCAAAGGAGCCAGAGUCAAAGUUUUUUCAGGCCAAGAGUGUUCCGGGGUUCCAGGUGGCCUACGUGGUGUUUCAGAAGCCAAGUGGCGUAGCUGCUGCCUUGAACCUGAAGGGCCCUCUGCUGGUCUCUACAGGGAGUCACCCCGCGAAGAGCGGUGUCCACAAGUGGAUCAGUGACUAUAAAGACGCGGUGCCCGACCCCGAGGCUUUGCGGGAGGAAGUGGACACGUUCAUGGAGGCCUACGACCGGAAGAUAGCUGAGGAGGAGAGCAAGGCCAAGGAGGAGGAAGGAGUCCCUGACGAGGAAGGCUGGGUGACGGUGACGCGCAGGGGCCGGCGCCCUGUGCUGCCCCGGACGGAAGCUGCCAGCCUGCGCGUGCUGGAGAGGGAGAAGCGGAAGCGCGCCCGCAAGGAGCUGCUCAACUUCUACGCUUGGCAGCACCGCGAGACCAAGAUGGAGCACCUAGCCCAGCUGCGGAAGAAGUUCGAGGAGGACAAGCAGAGGAUUGAGCUGAUGCGAGCCCAGCGCAAAUUCCGACCCUACUGAGGCAGGGCCAGCGGGGCCUGGGACUAUGCGCCACGCCCAGGGCCCAUCAGUACAACAGCCCCGCCUGGCAUCCACCCGGGCUGGAGCAUCCUCAGGAUGUGGCCUUCAGGAGGCAGUUCCCCCGCCCGCCUGGAAACCUCCCUUCAGGAAGUCAGACUGACCAUCUGCCCUUCCUCCCUUGCCGUGAAGCCGCCUGGACAGCCGUGAGAGGACAAACCUUUUACGUCCAUCCAGCCUGACAGCAGCAAAGACUCCAGAGGCCAUCCUAGCCCCGGCUUCCUUCAGCUCCACCGGCUGACCCACGCCUCACUCCAGAGCGGCCCCCACGCCUGCCCCGUCCCCUUGAGGUCUCAGGUGGGGACGCUGGAAUUCUGCCCCCGACCUGCUUGGGAGUUUCUGCUGCCCAACUUAGCCUUCAAGAUCAGCAAGGCCCGACCACCCUGCGCGCUGCGUCCGCUCCGCGGGAAGGAGCUGACUAUGCCCGCUGCGCAGGCAGCCGUGUUCAUGAGGAUGCGGUGGUGCCUUCCACCGCCAUGUGCUGGAACUACUCCAGGAGGCGCGGGCUCAGGUGGCCAGCCACCACGGGGCUCUCCCCUGGCUGCGGUCCCCACUGCCUCAGGAACCCCCACGGGCUUGGAGGCCACCCAGCGGCCCGGGCACACGAGCUGUGCCAGGGUAGCUCAAAGCUGGGCCAUGGUGCGGGUUGCUGACUGCACAACCCUUUCUUCAGAGGGAGCACGGGCAGGUUUCAGACGUGCUCCCUGGGAGAGGCUGGCCUUCUGGGAGGGCAUCAGGUGUGUGCCGCAGCACAGGCCCAGACUCCACCAUGGCCUCCAAGUGCCGAUGCUCCCAGCUCCCCGGCAGGGGUCACACUGACCACACUGGCCCCCCGCCCUGUGGCCAGCACCCCACUAGUGCUGGGAGCAAGGGGUGGGCCUGGCCUGGCAGCACAUGAGGUCAAUAAAUCUGGACGAUUCUGCA
Messenger RNA from Dipodomys spectabilis (banner-tailed kangaroo rat), 1838 nucleotides. It is a transcript of the gene Rrp7a, whose product is annotated as ribosomal RNA processing 7 homolog A. The coding region runs from base 18 to 857 and encodes 279 amino acids. The transcript has 8 exons. Lineage: Eukaryota; Metazoa; Chordata; Mammalia; Rodentia; Heteromyidae. Gene Ontology annotation, cellular component: CURI complex; UTP-C complex. The record is from RefSeq and is a predicted model, not a curated record. Gene Ontology annotation, biological process: rRNA processing; ribosomal small subunit assembly. Gene Ontology annotation, molecular function: nucleic acid binding.